AUGAGCGGCGCCCAGGAGGUGAUCGAGCUGCUCACCAGCAGUGACGACUCCUCUUCCAGCGACUCAGAGCCGCGUCAACGCUUUGCGAUCCGCAGCAGGAGCGAGAAGCACAAGGCGCAACUUAAGCCAGCUAAGCGCCGUUUGGUGCAACCUGCGCGCAGGAACAAGCGCCCAGCUUCCAGUGAGAACGACAGCGGUCACAGCAGUGCAGAAAGCGAUGAAAUCGAGCAGCGGCUCGAAAACCUGCAGCGAUCUCGACGCUCUCCGGCGCCAAAGAAAGCUAAAGUUGCGCUAACGAGUCGGACCAGACCCGACCCAAAAGCGGACGGAGAGAUGCGAGAGAUCACGGAAGGCAUGAGUUUCUACGAGCUACAAGCUCAGCAGCAGAUGAUGGAGCGGAUUCAGGCCCAGAACCGUCGAAAAACCCAGCAAAAACCCGCAGAUAGGGACAAUGCAGAGCUCCAGGCCCAAAAGAGGGCGCUGAGUCAGUUCCACAUGCAAAAAGCGCGCAAAUCGGCGCCACAAAAGAGGAAAUUGGACAGUGAAAGUGAAGAAAAUGAGAAGAAGACGAGCAGUGACGAGGAAUGGGACACUUUUACCAAAAAGGCGGCACAAAGGGAAGCUUUACGUCGACAGAAGGAGCAUGCAAAGAAAAUGGGCGUUCUGUCAGUGGAAAAGGCUCGUGAAUCGGUGCAAAAGACUCAAAUUUCUCGAGAUACACUCAAAUGUAAGCAAGCAGCGCGAAAAAUGGCUUCAACUAAGCCGCAAGAGCGGAAACGCACCGUUCUCGCAAUGAAAUCCAGUAAAAUGGUACGGAAAAGUAAAAUUAUCGAUAUAAAAAAAAACCGUAAAACGAGACCUCGGAGCAGCUCAAGUGAAGAAGAAGAGAGUGAACAAGAGAGUGAAGUGGGGAGUGAGCAGAAGAGUGAAGAGGAAAGUGAAGUGGAAAGGGAAGUGGAGGUAAUUGCGUCUCCGUCGAAGCCAAUUCGUCACGAAAAAUCACCUAAACGAUCAGAAAAUGCCCUGAGUAAACACUCUCCACCUCCUGCACAAUCUCAAACUGAUGUACAAGCUACUUUACGGCUGCAUGGCACGAGCGAAACGCAGUAUUUAAAAGACAAAAUGUCUUUUUACGAGCUGCAAGAACAGGAGAAGCUGAUGGCGUUUUAUAGGUCCCAGAAGAAGAAACUCAGUACGUCUACUGCGUCCAAGGAAAAUGGACAAAAUGCCAAUAUUACAACCGAUACAACCAAGACCAAUGGCAGUGGCCGUCGCGCUCGAAUGGGAGUCAGUAACGACAAGGAGACAGUCGAUACUUCCUCGUCGCUGGCUUAUGUCGCUGCACCCGCUCGGAACGGAUUCUUGGCGUCAAAUGCGUCGUUCGUCUCUUCGACUGGCUGUAAGGCUACACCGACGGAGAAGCCUGCAAACCCUGUUAUCCACUCGACCGCUUGGCGACGUUUAGUCUUCGAAGAAGCACCGCCGAAUAUCCUACAGGGCGUGACGGCAAUUCCGUAUUCUUCUGGCUCCGAUAAACCAUUGUGGGAGUACGACAGGACUGGAAAACUCAAGAAAAAGUGCAGGUUUGUAGGUGCAGUGGGCCAAGGAGUUGCCAUAACGGAAGAUAAUUUCGAGAUACAGCCUCCAAGUCAGUCGGAAAUCAACAGUCAAGUGCGCGAUUUGGUGGACCAGGAGCUGCCUCAUAUUCAAAAAUGUUAUGCACGCAGAGUGCGUCAUGUUCUACGAGAUAUGCGAAAUCAAGUCUCUGAAUAUGCCCAAGCCCAUCAAGUUAUUCGAAGUGAACGGUACAGACGCCUCCAGUGGUCGGAAAUCGCGAACCAACAGUCCUGGAUAGACAUCGCUCCUAUCGAACGUGCCAUGGCCAAGCGGGUGCUGCAGAAUCCCACACAUACCGUGCGUCCAUACAACUAUCUGGUUGGAAAAGUGCGGUACUCCGUGCAUCAAGACGGCAUGCCUCUCGCGGCCUUAGUGUGUCCGGAGACUGUGACGCACUUGCCGAACGACAUCACCCCCAUCCGUCGCUCCUUCACUAUGAUCGGUGUCCGGAAGAACGCCUUUGUCGAGGACGACCCGAUUCUACGAUACGUGCCUUAUCUGGGCGACGGAGAGCGCAUGGUGAUCGACAAUAACCUCUACACUGAGACGACUAUGAGUAAAGAGCGUCGGAUCGCGGUGUUUGGUGAAGGAGAGGAGCUCAAGGCGCUGAAUCCUGGCGCCAGAGAUGAUGAGAUUAUGGAGUAUCUACUGCGAGUUAUCGUGGCCAAAUGUGGAGCCACCGAGCAAGUGUUUCUAGCUCUCCAACACGAAGCAGGCUUCGACCGACCACGCAUAGAUUACUGUGAAAUGAAGGAGAUCUGCAAGGCCGAACAACGCACAGCAAAGCGGAUCGCUAGAGUGAGGGAGCUGCUACAGCACUCGUCUACUACUACAGCUCUACACAGACUGUCGCAGCCGUGUUGGUUCCUACAGGAUCCAGCAUCCCAGUCCUUAUCCGAGAGGCUACAGCCUCCUCUGUCCGUCUUUGAAUCCAAUUACGCCCAAGCUCCAGACGCGCUGGGUAUACGCGAUCUCAAGACGUUCGAAGGGCUGGCCGAGUGGCAUCGGGACUUGUUCUGUCGACGCUGUUUCACUUAUGAUUGCUCGGAGCAUGGCAUCCAGAACCCUCAACGCAGUAUUCGCGCAGAUCCGGUCUAUCCGAUGGUUAACGUGCCGUGUAUUAUGCUGAACAGACCAGAGGUACUAGUCCAAGACACGGAUGACAAGAGCUCGACUUCUUCCACUUCUCCGGACGCAGAAGUCAUCGAGUUAACCGGUUCCUCGUCAGAAGAUGAAGGCAAGAGUCAACAAACCCCUGAGACUCAACCGGAGCCGCAACCGGCCGCGGAAUAUCGCCGUUCAAGACGCACUCAGACUCGGAUCAGCUCGUUGGCCACCAAUAGUUUGGUGACGCAAGAGAAACAACUGGAAUCUGAGCGACUGGCUAAGCUGGAGAAGCAACGCAAAAGACGCGAGAAGUUCGCACGCUCGGCAGAUAAUUCCGAGUAUCUGGAUAAUUCGUACCUCCCGGCUGUCACGUCUACACUGAAGAAAUUGGUGUCCAAUACGCAGCCAUGUGGCCCGUGUUGUUGGCUAUCUGCGGACGAGAAGAACUCAGCUGAAAGGUGUCCGUCUUUGAGACAGGUUGAUGCCGUUCUAGUUCGCAAACUGGUGUCGUCGCUUGGACCUAACGCGUGUGUUAUCUCCGCCAUGCUCAAGAGUCCAAGCUGUACGUGUGCGCAGAUCUCAAAGUUCUUAAUCGAAGAGAAACGUCGACGAGACAGCGGAGACGACUUGGGUACUGAUCUGUCCAUACCUGCUGAAAGACAGCGCAAAGGACGGCGUCACAGCUCUGGAGUGGGCUCGAACAGGUCUCUGGCCAAGCGCGUACGCGAACAACGCAGCUAUGAUCGCGAAAAGAAGCUCAGCUACAAGCCGUGCAACCACGACGGCGUCUGUGACGAGACGUGCGACUGCAGCAAGCGCGGCCACUCGUGCAGCAAGGCUUGUUCGUGUCCUCGAGACUGUCCGAAUCGUUAUCAAGGCUGCAAAUGCUCGUUAGGGAACUGCCAUACACAGGCUUGUCCGUGCUGGAACUCCGGACGAGAGUGCGAUCCCGACUACUGCUUCACGUGUGGAGCCAGCGACGCCGCCGUCGCCGCAUUUCACAGUGAAUUCAAGUCUUGGAGCAGCCACAAUCUCAAUAUUUGUCAAAACGUCAACAUGUUGCGUGGAAGUAUCCAGAAAAACGUCGGCGUGGCGUUCUCAGCGACGCACGGGUGGGGCGCGUAUGCACUGGAGCCGAUUCAGAAGGACGAGUUCGUGCUGGAAUACACUGGAGAACUGAUCACGGAUGAGGAGGCCGAGCGGCGAGGCGCCAUCUACGACCGCAAGUCGGUGAGCUACUUGUUCGGUGUCAAUAGCGAGUACGUGGUGGACGCGGCCAGGAAAGGCAACAAGGCCAAGUUCGCGAAUCAUAAAGCCAAAGAGGUGGCGAAUCUGGACGUCCGCAUCAUUUCUUCCAACGGAGAGGACAGGAUUGGACUCUUUGCGAACGAGUCUAUUGCGGUGGGCGAGGAACUGUUCUUCGAUUAUGGCUACACACACGACAGUGCGCCGAAGUGGAGCCAACAUGACAAGCCAAAACAACUCGAGAAACGGGUUUACGACGUUGUCGAUGACGAGAACGAGUGGGAACAAUGGGAAUAG
Messenger RNA from Phytophthora nicotianae INRA-310, 4266 nucleotides. RefSeq lists its product as hypothetical. The transcript is spliced from 6 exons. The coding region runs from base 1 to 4266 and encodes 1421 amino acids. Gene Ontology annotation, biological process: chromatin remodeling. The record is from RefSeq and is a predicted model, not a curated record. NCBI's taxonomy places the organism in Eukaryota, Oomycota, Peronosporomycetes, Peronosporales, Peronosporaceae. Gene Ontology annotation, molecular function: protein binding; histone methyltransferase activity.